AUGGUACUUAUAGCUGCAACAGUAUGCACGAAGUCGGGGAAAGCGCUCGUUUCUCGUCAAUUCGUUGAAAUGACGAAAGCACGUAUAGAAGGGCUCCUGGCUGCCUUUCCUAAAUUAAUGACAGGCGGCCGUCAGCAUACUUUUAUAGAGACAGAGUCUGUACGAUAUGUCUACCAGCCCUUGGACAAGCUCUACAUGUUGUUAAUAACUACAAAGGCGAGUAACAUUCUAGAAGACCUGGAAACACUGAGACUCUUCAGUAGAGUGGUGCCAGAAUAUUGCACCCAAUUGACAGAAGCUGAAGUUUUGAACCAGGCAUUCAAUCUGCUGUUUGCUUUCGACGAAAUUGUCGCUCUCGGUUACAGGGAGAGUGUUAAUUUGGCUCAGGUGCGCUCUUUCGUCGAGAUGGAUUCACAUGAGGAGAAGAUCUAUCAAGCUGUGAGACAGACUCAAGAGCGCGAAGCUGCUAAUAGAAUGAGGGAACGCGCUAAAGAAUUACAGAGAGAAAGGCUUGAAGCGGCUAAGAGAGGACAGCCACCAAGAUCAUCCGGUUUUGGUAGCGGUUUUGGUAGUUCGUCCCUACCACAAACAACUCCGGCUGAACCGACGACAGAGAAAAUACCAACAACACCUGUCAGAGAAACUCGUACAACAACCCGUUCAGCUAUGAAGCUCGGAUCUCGCGGUACAGACACGGAGAGCUUCGUGUCUCGUCUAAGAAGCGAGGGGGAUGUGGCCGCUGCACCCGUCAAGAUAGAGAAGACUGUUGUUACUACUAAUAACAAGGAUGUUCAUUUGAGAUUUGAAGAGAGAUUGAAUCUGGUGGCCGGCAGAGAUGGGGAUAUACAGAGCUUUGAACUUUCAGGCUUGCUCACUCUGCGUAUAUCAAACGAACAGUUUGGUAAGAUACAAGUUCACGUUGACAACAAAGACACAAGGCCUCUACAAUUACAGACUCAUCCUAAUGUGGACAAAGAACAUUUCCGUACAUCGGGUGUGGUCCGUCUGAAGGCUGCUCAGCGCGCCUUCCCCGUCAACAGCGACGUCGGUGUACUCAAGUGGCGCCUCGCUAACACUGGGGACACACCACAACCACUCUCAGUCAACUGCUGGCCGUCAGAGGGCGCCAACGGUACUUGUGAUGUCAACAUUGAAUAUGAAUUGGAACAAGAACAUUUGGUGCUGGCCGAUGUUAAUAUUAAUAUACCUCUACCCGCUGGCAACACAACACUAGUGGUUCAUCAAUGGGAGGGAAGUUACACACAGAAAGGUAAAAUGUUGGUGUGGAAUAUUCCGCUGAUUAAUAAACAACAGAAGUCUGGCACGCUGGAGUUUACUGUCACUCCCGCCAUUCGCAAUGACUUUUUCCCGCUAUCUGUCACUUGGACUUCUGAAACGCCUCUCGCUAUGUUGACGGCUACAAAAGUUACAACAGCCGAAGAAGGGAAUAAUGUAGAUUUCUCACAGGAAAUAUCAUUCCAUCCUGAUAAAUAUGAAAUUGUAUAA
Danaus chrysippus (African queen) is the source of this 1506-nucleotide messenger RNA. NCBI's taxonomy places the organism in Eukaryota, Metazoa, Arthropoda, Insecta, Lepidoptera, Nymphalidae. The record is from the annotation of a GenBank genome assembly.